AUGUUCGGUUUCGGCAUGCGGCCCGAGGGCCUCGUCAUCGGUAACAAGCGCGUUCAUUACGCUUGGGUGAUCGUCGGCGUCGCCACGGUGAUGUGGAUGACCAGCUCCAGCAUGCGCUUCGCCGUGGCAAUCCUCGUGCCGGAACUCGAGGAGCUUUUCGGCUGGAGCCUCACGGUCAUCACCGCAGGAUUCACUGUCCAAUGGCUGAUGUCGGCGGCGCUGAGUCCUAUCUGCGGAUGGCUGGGCGACCGUUACGGUGUGCGGCGGGUGAUGUGGGGCGGCGGGCUGCUGUUCAUGCUCGGCAUGGUCAUGACCGGCAUCAUGACCAGUUGGUGGGAAUUUUACCUGUACUUUGGCCUCGUGCUGGCGGCGGGCAUGGCCGCCUUCCAGGUCACUCUGGUCUCCGGCGUCACCCUCUGGUUCCGCAAAAACCUGGGACUGGCUAUGGGCAUACUGCAGGCCCUGCAGGGCCUCGGCACCGGAUUGGCCAUCCUGAUGGUGUACCUGCUGUACGAACGGUACGGGUUGCAGGUAACCUUCUGGGUACCGGGGAUCGCCGGUGGUUUCAUCCUCCUGACCCUGACCAAGUGGUUCUAUAACGAGCCGGCGGACCGGGGCAUCACCCAAUGGGGAGCACCCGACGACGAACCGGUGCGCCGCCUCCAGAACAACGCCAUCGCCAAGCUGCGCACCGGCGUCUUUCUGAAGCAGGUGCAGAAGACCUCCGCGUUCUGGAACUUGGCCACCAUCCACGGCCUGGGGUGUGCGGGGCACAACAUCAUUCUGAUCCUGCUCGUUGCCAUCGCCAUCGACGACGGUAUUUCCAGUGGCGUGGCAGCGAUGGUCUACCUGUCCCUCACUGUGGUCAGCACCGCCACCCGUUUCGCCACCCCCGUCAUCGCCGAUAUUGUCGGCAGCAAGGUGGUCAUGGGCAUCUGCUUUGCCCUCCAGACAUUCCCCAUUCUGAUUCUGUUCGUUGCCGGCGACAGCGUGUCUCUCUACUUCCUGUUCGCCGUGCUAUUCGGCAUCGGGAUGGGCGGAGAGAUGACGGCCUUCCCCGUCAUCAACCGCCAGUACUACGCUGACGCGCCCACCGCCACAGCGUAUGGAUGGCAGAUGAUGGGCGCUGGCCUCGGUAUGGCGUUGGGCCCGGUGUCGGCGGGAUUCCUGCGCGACUUCACUGGCUCCUACGUUUCUUCUCUUUGGCUGUCUUUCGGUCUCAGCGUCUUUGCGGUCGUUGCCAUCCUGUUCCUGCCCAGCACCAAGCGCCUGCAACUGCCCAACUGGGAGGAGGCCUUGCCACCGGAGGCCCGCACCGGCAUAGCCGCUGCCACGAUCGCACAGCCCCAGUCCACCGCGCCCUCCGCGCAGCCCGCAGGCGCCACCGGCGACGGGGACGGCGACGGGGACUGACCACUGCCACCACCAAACUCCGGCCAUUCGCUCCCAAGUGGGGAGGAUUCCCCGCAGGGCCUGGCCAUCUCCGCUACGGAGCUGAGCAGCUACGCCGGCUUCAACUUUUGCAGCCGUUGCGCAU
Messenger RNA from Geodia barretti, 1537 nucleotides. NCBI's taxonomy places the organism in Eukaryota, Metazoa, Porifera, Demospongiae, Tetractinellida, Geodiidae. The record is from the annotation of a GenBank genome assembly.